AGCACUAGUGGGAAGAAGCAGAAAAACACAACGUGCGCCGCAAAAACAUUUGUUUGAAAACUUAAACCUACUUUAAUUACGGGUGGAUAGAAGGAUUUAAGUAGCCAGAAUGAAGCUCAGCACGUACAACUUCCUCACUUCCAUGGCCAUCAAGGGCGUAAAGGUUGGAUUCCCCCUCAAGCUGACGAUAAACAAAAAAGAAGUGGUGGAGACGGAGUUUAAUCCCACCUUUGUGGAGCGACUGCUACCCAAGUUGGACUGGUCGGCGAUCUACGGUGCCGCCCAGGUGAACCCUAGUGAUAUGCGUCAAAAAAUGUCCUUCCAGGCGGAGUUAACAGAAGACAUACCAGCCGUUCAGCCGGAAAACAUUGGAGAAAACGAGGCCCUUCUUCAGAAGCUCCAUCACCUACUCUUCGAGAUCGACGUGCUCGAGGGCCAACUGGAGUGUCCCGAAACCGGUAGGGUAUUCCCCAUCACCGACGGCAUUCCCAACAUGCUCCUCAACGAGGACGAGGUUUAGAUCCACCCUUUUUCGUGCUUUUCUGUAACAUAAUCCCUCUCUCCAGACACGCAUUAUAUUAAGUAAGUUUGCUAGUUUUAAAGUCUGUGUUUAUUUACGAGUUACUAAAAAAUAAUUGGAGCUUG
This is a messenger RNA of Drosophila kikkawai, 645 nucleotides long. RefSeq names its product tRNA methyltransferase subunit 11-2 (gene Trmt112). The record is from RefSeq and is a predicted model, not a curated record. Gene Ontology annotation, molecular function: protein heterodimerization activity. Gene Ontology annotation, biological process: tRNA methylation; rRNA (guanine-N7)-methylation; peptidyl-glutamine methylation. NCBI's taxonomy places the organism in Eukaryota, Metazoa, Arthropoda, Insecta, Diptera, Drosophilidae.